AGCGGCUGAGCGGCGUUAGGAGGGAGGAGAGGCGCUCCUCAGCGGGCAGGGCGCCGCCUCGCUGAGCCCCGAGCAAAGCAGCCUGCGGAGGAGCCGCCUCGCCCUUCAGAAACCACCUCCUUCCCUCAGCGGCGGGGCCGCGCCCUUAUCCAAGAUGGCAGCGCCGGCUUCGCCCCGCUCCAAGAUGGCGGCGGGGCGGCCCCGCCCCUUGGCGGCCGAGCGGGGCGGCGGCGGCGGUGGUGGCGGCGGCGCCCGGUGUCGCCGGUGUCCUUGCGGCGGGCGGGCGGCGGCGGGCGCGGAGCCAUGCUGGCCUUCGUGGCCAGGGCGGCGCACAUUGUCAGGGGGAAGAGGAAACCAAGACAGGCCGAGGGAGAGCUUUACGAUCAUUUCUGUCCUCCCAGCCAUGGAUAGGAAGCAGAAGCAAGCAGAGAAGGCCAGGCCCUAUGGCCUGCUGAAGCCGACGGCUUUAGGCAAGAUCCCGGGCAGAUUCCUGCUUCAUCAAGAAGCGCUGCCCCAUCUCCCCGUGCCGCCGCUGCAGCAGACGCUGGACCGCUACCUGCAGAUGCUGCAGCCCAUCAUCAGCGAGGAGGAGCUGAACCACACGCAGGAGCUGGUGGCCGAGUUCCGCAAGCCGGGAGGCGUCGGGGAGAGGCUGCAGAAAGGCCUGGAGAGGAGAGCCAAGAAAACAGAGAACUGGCUCUCCGACUGGUGGCUGAAGACAGCUUACCUGGAGUAUCGCCUGCCAGUCGUGGUGCACUCCAGCCCUGGUGUGGUCUUACCUAAGCAGGAUUUUCUGGAUCGACAAGGUCAGCUCAGGUUUGCUGCCAAGCUGAUCGAGGGCAUCCUGGACUUCAAGACCAUGAUUGACAAUGAGACCCUUCCAGUGGAGUACAUGGGUGGGAAGCCCCUCUGCAUGAACCAGUACUACCAGAUCCUCUCAUCCUGCCGCAUUCCUGGGCCCAAGCGGGACUCCAUUGUCAACUACGCCAAAGGCAAGAAGCAGUCCAGACACAUCACAGUGGUUCACAACUUCCAGUUCUUUGAGCUGGAUGUUUACAACAGCGAUGGAAGUCCCCUUACCACUGACCAGCUCUUUAUUCAGCUGGAGAAGAUAUGGAACACCUCCCUCCAAACAAACAAAGAACCUAUCGGGAUCCUCACCACCAACCACCGAAACAGCUGGGCAAAAGCUUACAACAACCUUCUGAAAGAUAAGACCAACAAGGAAUCUGUGCGUACGAUUGAGAAGAGCAUAUGCACUGUCUGCCUUGACGCCCCAAUGCCACGGGUGUCUGAGGACAUCUACAAGAGCCGCGUGGCCGCUCAGAUGCUGCACGGUGGAGGCAGCCGCUGGAACAGCGGGAACCGAUGGUUCGACAAAACCCUUCAAUUCAUCAUUGCUGAAGACGGCUCCUGUGGUCUCGUAUACGAGCACGCUCCCUCAGAAGGCCCACCCAUCGUUGCUCUUCUGGAUCACAUCGUGGAGUACACGAAGAAACCUGAACUGAUGAGAUCACCGAUGAUUCCUCUGCCAAUGCCCAAGAAGCUGCGGUUUAACAUCACUCCAGAAAUCAAGAACGACAUAGAGAAGGCAAAGCAGAACCUCAACAUAAUGGUUGAAGACCUGGAUGUUAAAGUCAUGGUCUUUCAUCAGUUUGGGAAAACCUUCCCCAAGUCAGAAAAGAUAAGUCCUGAUGCUUUUAUCCAGCUGGCCCUGCAGCUAGCAUAUUACAGGAUGUAUGGCCACGCCUGUGCCACAUAUGAGAGUGCAUCGCUAAGGAUGUUCCGUCUGGGCCGCACAGACACCAUCCGCUCCACUUCUGUCGACUCUCUUAAGUUUGUGCAAUCCAUGGACAACCCUGACAAAUCGGACCAGGAGAAAGCAGACUUGCUGAGGAGAGCUACCCAGGCCCACAGGGAAUACACGGAUAUGGCAAUAAGGGGGAACGCAAUAGACCGCCACCUCUUAGGUUUGAAGCUUCAAGCUAUUGAGGACCUAGUGAGCAUGCCUGAGCUGUUCAUGGACACAGCAUAUGCUGUUGCAAUGCACUUCAAUCUCUCAACCAGCCAGGUCCCAGCAAAGACAGACUGUGUGAUGUGUUUUGGUCCCGUGGUUCCAGAUGGCUACGGAGUCUGUUACAACCCGAUGGAUGAACACAUCAACUUCGCAAUUUCAGCAUUCAACAGCUGUGCUGACACAAACGCAGCUCGUAUGGCACAUUAUCUUGAGAAAGCACUGCUAGACAUGAGGAUCUUGCUCCAGUCCACUCCCAAAUCCAAACUGUAAGAGGCAAAUAUGAUGCACAGUCCCCAGCUAAAGGCGCUGUCCCUCAUGCACUGAAGUUCCCAGUUCCUCAGAAAAUGAUUGAGAGGACAGCUUGCCCUGACUGGAACCCAGGAGGGCAUCUACCAUUUGUUUUCAGCAAGACAUUACAGAAUUGCCAUCCGCAGAUAUUAGACUGUGCAGUGAGAGGAAGCAUUGUCUUAAACCAAAGUGGAACUGACCUGUCCUCUCCCAUCAAUGCAAAGUGCACCUUCCUGUCCUCAAAGAGGACUGAAAUAGGAUCUUUUUAUGGAACUUACUGUAAAAGAAUAUAGAAAGCACAGUCCUUACCAGUAUCUAAAUCCAUUUGGUGAGGAAGGGAGUUCUUCUCCAGGAAAAGCAGGGAAUGUUUGUUUUAUGAUGGAACUACUGUAAGACCAAGCCUUUUUCCGGUUUAGUCUUCUGGAGAGUGCAGCAUCUUUGAAACUUGUCUGAAGAGUUUUCGUAUACUCCAGCAAAACAUCACCAUUGAACUUUGGCAAGGGGAGAAAGAAGUUCUUAAGUCAGAGCAGACCCAGUCUUGUUAAGAGUGCACUUUACUAACCCCAGACACCUGGUCAUUAUGUGCUUUAUAGGCCUGGGAACAUUCCCUUCCCCUUGUUUUAAGAUGCUGAGAUCUCCUUUCUGUUGCACUGACCCAACUAACAAGAGUACAUCACCCACUACAAGCUAAGGUAGUUUUUUGUUGCUGUUUGCUUUGUUCUGGGCUUUUUGUCGAAGCUUGCUGUUGCAGGCCUAGUCAUACAAAACUUCUCUCUCACACAGGUUUUGCUAAGUUUGGCUUUAGGUACUUUAACUUUUGUGGAGAUGAAAAGGAAUUGCCUAUGCGUUUUAGCAGAACAGUUGCUUCUUUGUACCUUUCUUUGGAGCUGAGGAAAAGAAACAGAUGCUGACGUUCUGUUUACUAGUCAGAGAGCCACAUGCCUAUUCUCCUUCAGGGCACACAUUACAUCUAAGGUGGUUUUAUACCUUGCUUUCAGAAACCACAUUUAUGCAUAAAAGGUUAUGCCUAAGUUGUGGAUAAACAGAAAUAUUUCUGAUCAGCAACUCCAGAAUACACUUUUGAUUUUGGCCCACAGAAAUCAAAUCUGUCAGAGCCAAAGAAAAAUCAGCUGCAGAAUAUCCCUCCUACACAUCAUUCUGUGUUAGAGGCACAGAAACACUUGAAAAGAGGAAGAAAGCUGAGAACAUGGAGGCACUUUACAUGUUUGUCCACUUUAGCAGCCGCUGUUCUGCAGUAACAGUACAGCACCUUUUCUGGAAUUCUUUCUUACUGCAGCGUUACUCAGAUUUGUGCCAGCUCUAUUCUGUGAAAGACAUGGAGCUUGUAAUAGCGUUUUCAUGUUCAGCUGAUGUACUUAAGACAGUAAAAGAUUAUAUAAAAAACAUUAACAUACAAUUUUAGCAUAGGAACUUUUGUAAGCAUUACGUCCAAUCAAUCUGCCAGAAUCCAGGCUCCUUUUAUUUUUAUUUAGUAAAACUGUAUGGUAAUGAAGAAUUCUAGUGCUAUUUCUGCAACAGGAAUUAAUUUAAUAUUUAAACUGCACACCCUUCAAGAUGUGACUGUUAGAACAUCACCAUAACCAAGAAGCAUUACAAGUCUGAUGGCCUGUUUUGUUAGAGGGAAAUAUUUUAUCAUAAUUGCUACUUUUAUGAUGAUAGACUAGCAAGGGACGUGAUCAAAGUGCCUUGGUAAACAUAUAUGAAGUUUGCACUAAACCAGUUUAGAGAAAAAUAUUAUUCUGAUCUGCUUCUUGAAAGACACACGCGUAUUGCAUUUUUUUCUAAAAGGAUUUUACUUUAAAUCUUCAUAUACCUAAAUAAACCUUAAAAAGGAAAAUUUAACUGAAACUCACCUGCACAGCCAGUGAUUGUAUGAACUGCCACUUUCACAUCAUUUACAUGGAUUUAGUUGAUCUUUUAGAAGAAUCCUGAAUGGAGUAAGAUAGUGGGGAAAACAAAACAAAACAAAAAAACACGCACAGUGGGAACGCUACAAACCUGUGAACACACAUCCCUGCUCUGUUACUCCUCUGCUGUGAAGUAGACUGAAAACUGCAAGAGGAUACUUGGUAUUAUCAAAGUGUAAGCUAUUGUAAAUACUACAUAAAAGACCACACCUUGCUGAAAUAACAGUAUCUACUUUUAUGGAGCCUUUUAAUUUGAAAAAUAUUUGUUUUGCUAAAGUAAUCCUUCCCCAGUACUGAAUCAGCCUCUGUGCUAGGGGAUGAGUUACUUUUGUGUCUGCAAUGCCUUCAACCACCGAUACUACAGUAUUGCCACUUAAGUAUUUGUAACUGACCCUUUUCUACUGUCUUAUGAAAGGCAAAGGGUCUCAAAGGAAAGUGCCUAUUAAAAAUUAAGCAGAAGCACACUCUGCUAUGAAUAUAUCUCAGAAGAUGGAUUGAUCUGUCUUGGAUCUAAAUCUGGAUAUCCCACUAGCUUCAGCAGAGUACCUGCAAGAAGAACAGUAUCACAGUGAAAGACGAGAUUCUUAAAGCAUUUUAUGCAUUCUUAAGGAUAUAUGGAGGUGAAAUUCAGAUGAAAAACUUUUUUGAAGUGCUUGAAAGGACACUAAAAUCAUUACAAGGUUUCUCCUUUUUUU
This is a messenger RNA of Cygnus olor (mute swan), 4928 nucleotides long. It is a transcript of the gene CRAT, whose product is annotated as carnitine O-acetyltransferase. The coding region runs from base 155 to 2287 and encodes 710 amino acids. NCBI's taxonomy places the organism in Eukaryota, Metazoa, Chordata, Aves, Anseriformes, Anatidae. Gene Ontology annotation, biological process: carnitine metabolic process, CoA-linked. Gene Ontology annotation, molecular function: carnitine O-acetyltransferase activity. The record is from RefSeq and is a predicted model, not a curated record. Gene Ontology annotation, cellular component: peroxisome. The transcript has 15 exons.